CACUCUCUCAGUCGGCGUCUGGAGCUGCCUGCCUUUGCUCUCACCUUCCUCUGGAUCCCGGCGUUUUAAACCCAAACAUAAGAAAGAGAGGAAGACUACACACUACGCACAUGGGAGAACGCAAGAUUUUUUUCCUUCCUGCGCGUCGCACGAUGGCUUAUAUAUGAGGAGGACACUCUGGGAUGCGGACAUAAACAAGCGUCUCCACUGAGAGAAGCGCAUGAGAAAACACAACGCUGUCCGUCCUCUCUCCGACACCGAGAAGGACUCCUCCCCACCUCGGCCGUGACACCUCCGGUAAAUCGCUGAAAAGGGAUAACACUCUUUUUUUUACGCUGGAAACGAAAGACCGAGUCUUCAAAUAGCCUGACAUUACCAUUCAUCUGCCAGUGACUGUAUGGCUUUAAAAAGUUGCCUGGAGAACAUGGACAUCUGACGUGCGCCACACGGCGUCAUUGACACAUUGAGCCCCUCUCUCUCUUUUCUCCAUCACAUCUUGGACUGACUAAUCCCCUGCGCUCUGGGUUUGGAGUAAGAAGAAGUAUUCAGCAGUUGUCAUUUACCCUGACACAGGCUACAUCCAGUAGCUCCCUGCAGAAGGGGAACAUAUCACACCACAGAAGACACUGUCUGUUGUCCUCCGCAUUUGUAGCCUAUGUGUUGAUCUCGCUGUUUGUGCAUUAGUGGGAGAAAUAUUUUGUCAGUCCACCUCCGAUCUAUCAGAGCUGACCCUGCAUGAAAUAAAGCCUAUGAUUCAUCUGGACUCUCGACCUGCAUCUGAGAGAAAACACAGUGACGCGUUGGUUCUGUAACUCAAACAUUUCCGUCGACCUGAACAAGUGUCAUCUCAAGUUGUCCCUUGAAUGGUCACCAUCUGGCGAUUCCCUUCGCGCUUUCUAUGUUUUGCACGUUUGUAUUUGUUUAGCAUUCACGGCCACAUGUGAAUGAGACUCAUCACCUGUCCCGGUUGAAGCGCCCGUACAACUCGACUGACUUACCGACACUGAAGAGGAAUACGUGCCGAAGUUUUGCUGUAGUGAUGCUGCAAGUGGAAAUGGUCCUCUUCGUCUGCCUGGUGCUGUGGAUGUGUGUAUUUAGCCAGGAGCCCAGCUCCAAAGUGGUGGCCGACCGCUACGCCGUCUUCUGGAACCGGACCAACGCUAAAUUCCACCGUGGGGACUACCACAUCGACGUGUGCAUAAAUGACUACCUGGAUGUGUACUGUCCCCACUACGAAGACACAGUGCCUGAGGAGCGGACGGAGCGCUACGUCCUCUACAUGGUCAACUACGAUGGCUACAGCACGUGCGACCACACUGCCAAGGGCUUCAAACGCUGGGAGUGCAACAGGCCGCACUCCCCAAACGGGCCACUCAAGUUUUCAGAGAAGUUCCAGCUCUUCACUCCAUUCUCCUUGGGCUUUGAGUUCAGACCGGGCAGAGAAUAUUACUACAUCUCCUCCACCAUCGCUGAGAACGGGAGGAAAACAUGCCUGAAGCUCAAAGUUUUCGUCCGACCAUCAAACAGCUGUGUGAAAACUAUAGGCGUACAUGACCGCGUUUUUGAUGUAAACGACAAAGUAGACAAUACAUUAGAACCACGAGACGAUACCAGCCAUGAACCGGCUGAGCCUUCCCGAAGUGACGAGACAAAUGCUGCGCCACACCUGCAGAAAACAAGUCAACUUCUGGCUUUAUUGCUGGUCUGCCUAGCAGCACUCUUCACUUUAUAGCGCCUCCCUCUGUCCAGGAGGGCAAUUACACCUAGCGUGGCCUGAAUCUGCCCGAGGCUGCAGGGAAGGGGCGGGAUUUGGGUGAAGCGUGUUUGCUUGAUUGGGCAUCAGAGCAGGCUUCUCAAGGAACCCUCUAUUUUUUUCAGAAAAAAUAUUUAAGUGGUCUUUCUCCGUCUGUGAGUGAAAAAAGUUGAUGUUGGAAGUGGGAGAGACAAUUCCCCCUCUUAAACCUUCAACUAAGAUGCCAAAUCCCGUUUUUUGACACUUAGUGAUUCUUAUUUUCCCGUGACUUUUGACACCCCUUUACAUCAUAUUUAUGUCAUUGCAGCACUGACGUUUAUCCACACAUCCGUACACAUGCAGCACAUACACACAUGCUUACAUAUACAUAAAUACAUACAAUUUCAUCACACUAACAGUCAAUAGCAGUAGGGUUUUUACAAAGUUGUAUUCAGUAGCAGCGUUACACAGUAGGAAAGUAAAGAUACUAGGUCUUAGAAAUGACUGUACAUAUACAAAUAAGUAGUUGUCCCGAGACCUCUCAAGAAGCCUUUCAUGAAGUAUUUUCUGCUGGGUCAUGAGAGGCAGAUUUCCGCCUCAAUUAUCUGGGCAGUGCAUUUCAGAGCAGAGUGAAAGAUGAAGAUGUAGGAAAAGAAGAAGAAUAGUUUGAGCAGAGGUCAGACUGGAAACCAUAGCACUGAGAAAUACAUGGCAUGCACCUUAGCUCGUUGAUCUCUAGAGUGUCCUUGCCCAAUUUUCUUUCGAAUAUAUAGGAGGAUAAGCUACUAGAGGUUGAGUGUAAAACCUUUGGAAGCAUGAGGCAAAUUCUUCUUGUCCUCCUUUGUGAAGAGCAUGUCGGUCUGCUCAAUAAAAUAAAUUUCAAAGCAUUUGGUUCACUCUGACUAACAAAACGGCUAAAUUAAAACUUUCUCACCAGACACUUUGCGGACUGCUAUUAAGAUCGAGGAUCGAUAUCUUGAAAGUUGAUCACACAAUUUCACGGUAACAGUCACAGUCAUUUUAUGCAAUGUUUACUGAGCUGGGAAGCAAUUGUUCUCUCUGUUCCAUUUGAGUAUUAGUCAAUAUUAACACUCCUAUAAACAUUUGCAUCUACGUUUUUUUUUUUUUUAUUUGUUCUCUCACUAUUGAUCAUUAAAGUGAUUGUAUAAAAAAUGAUUCACAGCUAAAUUGAACACUUUAUUCUUUUCUGAACCAUUAAGUUAUUUUACUUUGCCAGCGACAUUAUCUUUCACAUUGCAGACACUGGAUACUUGUAUUUUUGUACUGUCUGAGAUCCAGAAAUGGAGGUCAUGGGGGAGUUUUUUUUUGAAAAGACAACUUAAAAUCAAACCAUACUUUGUCACUUAAACAUAAUAGCAGUGUUGACUCAUCAAAUAUUAGCUUAUUGCAACAAACAGGACAGCAUUUACUGAUACACUGCUGCAUAGCUCCAAUUAGUUGAAAACUCAUUGUGUAAACAGAGCAGAUCUAUAGAACUAUAAGAUUUAAUUCAAGGCAAUGCACAACUCUGUUAAGUAUAGAUUGGUAAAUGGACUGCAUUUAUAUAACGCUUUUCUAGUCUACCAAUCACUCAAAGCGCUACAACACAUGCCAACAUUCACACACACAUUUAUACACUGAUGGCAGAGGCUGCCAUGCAAGGUGCCAACCUGCUCAUCGGGAGCGAUAUAGCGCUUUACAGUAUUUCUAAUGCUCACCCAUUCACACACACACACACACACACACAUCGGGAGCAAAUUGGGGUUCAGUAUCUUGCCCACCGACACUUCGGCAUGCGGGCUGGAGGGGAUUGAACCACCUGCUCUCCCUCCUGAGCCACAGCCACAUUUAGUCUGGCCAGGUUUAUGUUAGCACUUACAUUCAAAGGAAUUUACUGUGUUCUAAUGAUAUUCAGCUUCUUUCAGCUCCCACAGAUGCACAUGGUGAGUUAGCAUAAUGAAAGCUAUUAUGCCUUUUUUACAAACGGAGGGACUUGUUUCUUUGCUUUCAAUGAAGUAUGGACAGAUAGAGAAAUUAACUCUGCUGAAACUGACUUCCUGUCAGAGCUGGGUUUUUGUGUGAGAAAUAGGGAACCAAUUGGUUUGGAAAGACGGACAGAAAGAGAGAAAUAAAGCAAGAAAAAAGAGCGCAGGAGCAAUUGCAUGUCCACCUUCAGCUCCUAGUGUUACUGGUUUAAGUGACUCUUUAAUGAGGUUCAAAAUGACAGGCAUGUGGACCCCAUGUUGUGGCAAGGGGAGUUAUUUCUGGUAUUAAAAAUAGAUGGUGGAAGGCUCGGGGGGUCUCGGGAGGGGGGUGUAGAUUUCCACCGUGGGGGGUUUUAAAGCACCAAUGACCUUGCAGUUUGAGAGAAUUGGUGAGUGAAGGAGACAGAAAGAACUAAAGGGAGAGACACACACACAGGGAGAGAUAGAAAGACAUGGGAGGUAGCCGAAGGUAGUGUGACUAGAGUGCCUAACAAAAUAAAACAAGACAAAACAACAAGAAAUCCAUGCAACACCAUUGGCAAAAAAACACCUGAUUGAAUGACAAACAUUUGUCCAGUACCAUUCAGUCUCAAAAGGCAUGCACUGUUUUGUUUUUGCUUUGUUUUUAUUUUUGUCGCUGCCUUUUUUUCCUGUUUUUCCCUAGAAAGAUUGCCUUUGCCUUUUGCCAUUUGUUUUUUGCGCUACAGUAACAACGCUAUUGCAGUGGAAUAGCAGCUCAGCUAUGGGGGGGUAAUAGAAGAUGAGGCCAUUUAAUGAGGUACUAAUUUUCAGGAGAACACCACAGGGAAUGAGCACCGCCUAAGAUUCAAAAUGGACGCUUGUCAGCAGAUUAACACUAGACUUUUUAUCAGAAACCAGCUUCAAUUGUACUCUCUUAUAAUUACCAAUACUACUAUUUGUCAUUAUUGCUAUUAUUACCAUGGUUUAUUCUGUACACACCUUAACCUGGGAAAUGAGGAUCAACUUAUUAACUGGAUACUGUGUAUCCUGAGGUAGUCAACCAUAAAACAUGUAGUGUUAGGUUAGUAUCUGUUUUGUACCUUUCUGGAGGACAAAAGAAAAAAAUGAGAUACAUCAUUGUUAAAACUGUAUAAUUAUUAUUAUUGUUAUGAUGAUGAUGAUUAUGACUAUUAUUAUUAUUAGGAAAACUUCUUGAUGUAAAUAGUGUUUGAUAUUAAAGUAUUAAUUUGGUUCUUAUGUCUUUUCUAAAAAAAAAAAAUGAAUACGGUAUUAUCUCUGGGUUUUGCGGAGUGUGUACUGUCCUCAAACAAUGCAUUGUGUGCUUUGAUCCUCAAUGCCUAAUGAAACUUUGAGCUAUUAUGAAGGGGAACCCUGUGGGAGCUGUACACAUACCAGUGUGCAGAAGGCGGGACAUUAGCCAACGAGUGGCUCACCUGUUACAUGUUUCAAACCAGUCACCAACCUUCACCAUCUCUUCACAUAAGGAUCCUGCCUCGGAAAGAAACACUCGGGACUCAAUGGACGGCUUAUUUGUACUUUUUUGCCUUCAGUGUUUGAAAGCAUGUUGGUCAGCUCAAAGAUCUGACUGUUGGCUUUUUAAUGGAAGGAUCUUGCCAGUUUCAUUAUGUGGCAUGCGCAUGAACUUGAUGACAUGUUAAAAAAAAAAAAAAAAACAGUUUUAAAAAGAAAGUUUUCUUUUGCUCUUAUUUUCUUUUCCUUUAAGACGUGUUAGAUUUUCUGAUCACUUUCAUGUUGUGUGUUUUUGCAUCCCCAUUUGAGUGAUGUCAUUAAAGUAUGUAGUGACCGAUGACAAAUGUACAUAACACAAAACCAUUGUUGUGAAGUUAAAGUGGGGGUCGAUCAUUUUGUAGUUCACAAACAACUUUUAGUUUUCUUUCCUAAGAGUGACUCUUUCUGUACCCAUUCUACUGAAUUCAUCCCAUGUAGUUGCAGUCUGUCUCUUCUGACUAUUCAUCCUCUUUCUGCUCUCCCAAGAGGAGGCAUUUGGAAGUGUAUACAUCAAUGUGUGGACAUUUUUCAGUUUGAAAAAAAUGUGUGAGACCUUAGAGUUUGUGUGUGUGUGUGUGUCUCAUUUGCUGUUGCCGCAGUGAAUGGGAAGCGGCAACCCUCUUUGGCAACGAAGAGUGUUUCCCAUGCCUUAGCCCUCCAGCCUCUGCCCUGGCAGCUCCGUCUGUGUACAAGACGCUUUCUGCCAUUGUGCUUUUACACAGAACGGCUGCUGGCGUCGAAGAGACUACAACAGGGCCCUUCACUUUCUCUCCCUUUUUAACAACCCUGAAUCACUUGUCCCCAUGGUAGACGUUGGUCCUGAGCACAGUUCAAGGAUUAGUGUACCCCCUCCACCAAAUCCUAAACUGGAUUGUUAGUGGGGUAAAGCCUAUCAUCGAUCCAGGUUCUGUGCUGCAGGGCAAAGCCUCUCUUCGUCGGCUCCUCUCUUGCUGAUGAGCCACUUGUUCAUUUUGUGCACCUGUCCUGUCCCAUUCUUGUGCUUGUAUAACCUCCACCACACCACCUGCUGUCCUUCUUCCCUCAUCUUUGAACCCCGUUCCCACUUUGCCAUCAGUGGGGGAAUAUUUCCAACCUGCUCUUUUACAGUAUAUAAACAACAAAAAAAUUUGACAAAAAAUGAUCUGUAUUUGUAUAUACACGUGUCUGAGCAACUAUGAGUAAUACAAUAAAACGGAAAUACAUUGCUUUGA
Messenger RNA from Thunnus maccoyii (southern bluefin tuna), 6419 nucleotides. RefSeq names its product ephrin-A5b (gene efna5b). Bases 1040 to 1732 code for a protein of 230 amino acids. Gene Ontology annotation, cellular component: plasma membrane; external side of plasma membrane. The record is from RefSeq and is a predicted model, not a curated record. The transcript has 5 exons. Lineage: Eukaryota; Metazoa; Chordata; Actinopteri; Scombriformes; Scombridae. Gene Ontology annotation, biological process: regulation of cell-cell adhesion; regulation of actin cytoskeleton organization; ephrin receptor signaling pathway. Gene Ontology annotation, molecular function: ephrin receptor binding.